AUGCCCAAUACAUCGUCACCUAAAUGGAAUGACGAACAGUGGCUUGUUCGAAAUAUCCCCACGAGUGCAAAACUCUUUGUUACUAUUUAUGAUAAAGAUGACGUAAAAAUAACUGAUGAUUAUGUGGGUUUAUUCGAAAUUGAAAACAUUGUCAAUUAUCAGGCACCUGAAGAUGGACAUAACAUAAUCGGUCCAUUGAACAAAUAUCGUGGUCGUUUUCAUUUAUUCAUUGAAGCAAUCAAAUCAUCCAUUGAAAAUCAACAAUUGCCAGCUUAUACGUAUGAUGGACCUUGCCGAUAUUCUCGGCAUGAUGAUUUUUUCCUUGGUCAUCUUACCAUGCUUAAUUCUAAUUAUGUCUAUUCAACAUGGAAAAUACAAUUGCGACGAAUCGCUUACUUUUUUGGCUAUCAUGAACGUCAUCAUUGGAACCUACAAUCUAGAAAUGCUAAAAUCGUAUUUGGUGAUGGUUCUCUCUCGUUGGCCACACAAGCCUCUCUAAAACUGGCUCAUAGAACACUUUAUAGACGAACUUUGAAGAACACCGAAAACGGACGAUUGACCAAUAGUGAUGAUUUGUGGAAAUCGGUGUUCAUAAAUAAAACAACAGAACGGAUUAAACCAUGCGUUUACACCUAUAUUAUUGACGAUUGUACAUGGCGAUUUAGUGAAACUGGACAUAAGAUUUUUGCUGAUUUUGCAAGUAAACAUGUUUUGCUUGCCAAUGCUGCCGAAUAUGUACGUUAUGCAGGUGAAUUUCAUCCACGCCCAAAGUUUGGUUGGGAUCGAUGUGAUGAUGAAUGGGAGCUCGUAUUCGACAAUGCAUCCGGUACAUAUACACCACGUGCAGAUUUGUUCACAAAUUUAAAAGAACUCCUGUUGUUCAACUUUCCUGGUUUAAAUGUUGUCACAUAUGACUUUAGAGAUCCAUUACUUAAAGAAAGCAUCGAACAAUUGAAAUUGGCUGCUGAAAAAUGA
This is a messenger RNA of Rotaria sp. Silwood1, 975 nucleotides long. The record is from the annotation of a GenBank genome assembly. Lineage: Eukaryota; Metazoa; Rotifera; Eurotatoria; Philodinida; Philodinidae.